ACAGCGGGUCAGAGAGAGAGAGAGAGAAAAGCAGAGGCUAGAGAGAGAAUGAUCGCAGACGGGGUAGAGGACGAAGAGAAAUGGCUCGCCGCAGGAAUCGCCGGCCUCCAACAGAAUGCUUUCUAUAUGCAUCGCGCUCUGGACUCGAACAAUCUCAGAGAUGCUUUGAAGUAUUCCGCUCAGAUGCUUAGCGAGCUACGAACGUCGAAGCUUUCUCCUCAUAAAUACUACGAACUCUAUAUGCGAGCCUUUGAUGAAUUGAGGAAACUAGAAUUGUUCUUUAGGGAAGAGACGCGGCGUGGCUGCUCGGUAAUUGAGCUGUAUGAGCUAGUGCAGCACGCGGGUAACAUAUUGCCUAGAUUGUAUCUCCUCUGUACUGUAGGAUCUGUAUAUAUCAAAUCUAAAGAAGCUCCUGCUAAGGAUAUUCUUAAGGAUCUGGUUGAAAUGUGUCGUGGUAUUCAGCAUCCUUUACGUGGUCUAUUUUUGAGGAGUUAUCUUUCUCUAGUUAGUAGAGAUAAAUUGCCUGAUAUUGGUUCCGAGUAUGAAGGGGAUGCUGACACAGUCAUGGAUGCUGUGGAGUUUGUGCUACAAAACUUUACGGAGAUGAACAAACUAUGGGUCCGGAUGCAACAUCAGGGGCCUGCCCGGGAAAAGGAGAAGCGGGAGAAGGAAAGGAGCGAGCUUCGUGAUCUUGUUGGCAAGAACUUGCAUGUUCUGAGUCAGUUAGAAGGAGUUGACCUUGACAUGUACAAAGAAAUUGUGCUUCCAAAAGUCCUGGAGCAGGUUGUCAAUUGUAAAGAUGAGCUUGCUCAGUUUUACCUGAUGGAUUGCAUAAUUCAAGUCUUUCCUGAUGAGUACCACCUGCAAACUCUUGAGAUAUUGUUGAGUGCCUGCCCACAGCUUCAGCCAUCCGUUGACAUCAAGACGGUUCUAUCUCAGUUGAUGGAAAGGCUUUCCAGUUAUGCCGCCUCAAGUACAGAAGUGUUGCCUGAGUUCUUGCAAGUAGAAGCCUUCUCAAAGUUGAAUAAUGCCAUCGGGAGGGUGAUUGAAAUACAAGUUGACAUGCCCAUUUUUGGAGCUGUAACGUUGUAUUCCUCUCUUCUUAAAUUUACUCUCCAUGUCCAUCCUGAUCGACUUGAUUAUGCAGAUCAAGUAUUGGGAGCAUGUGUGAAGAAGCUGUCUAUAACAGGAAAGCUUGAAGACAAUAAAGCGACAAAACAGAUUGUUGCACUUUUAAGUGCUCCGCUGGAGAAGUAUAACAAUAUUGUCACUGCCUUGAAACUUUCAAACUAUCCCCGAGUCAUGGAAUACCUUGACAGUGAGACAAAUAAAGUUAUGGCAACGCUUAUUAUUCAAAGCAUUAUGAAAAACAGUACCCAUAUUUCUUCAGCUGACAAGGUUGAAGCAUUGUUUGAAUUGAUAAGAGGGCUUAUUAAGGAUUUGGAUGAGACACGUCAUGAUGAGGUUGAUGAAGAUGAUUUCAAUGAGGAGCAGAAUUCCGUUGCACGUCUCAUUCAGAUGUUACAUAAUGAUGAUGUGGAAGAGAUGUUUCAGAUAAUAUCUACUGUAAGGAAGCACAUCAUGACCGGUGGACCAAAACGGCUGCCUUUCACUAUUCCUCCUCUUGUUUUUUCUGCUUUAAAGCUAAUUAGGCGACUGCAGGGCCAAGAUGAAAAUCCCUUCGGGGAGGAGGCAUCAGCUUCCCCAAAGAAAAUUUUUCAGCUUUUAAAUCAGACUAUUGAGACUCUCUCUAAUGUUCCUGCACCAGAAUUGGCGUUACGAUUGUAUUUGCAAUGUGCUGAGGCUGCAAAUGACUGUGAGUUAGAACCCAUUGCAUAUGAAUUUUUCACCCAGGCAUAUAUAUUAUAUGAAGAAGAAAUUUCAGAUUCCAAAGCUCAGGUGACUGCGUUGCACUUAAUAAUAGGAACCCUCCAGAGGAUGCAUGUUUUUGGCGUCGAAAACAGGGAUACUUUGACACACAAAGCCACAGGGUACUCUGCAAAGCUUUUGAAGAAGCCUGAUCAGUGUAGAGCUGUUUAUGCUUGCUCACAUCUCUUCUGGGUUGAUGAUCAGGAUGAGAUGAAAGAUGGAGAGAGGGUCCUCCUUUGUCUCAAACGGGCACUAAGAAUUGCAAAUGCUGCUCAGCAAAUGGCCAAUGCAACACGUGGCAACACUGGAUCAGUUACUCUCUUUGUUGAGAUACUGAACAAGUACCUCUAUUUUUUCGAGAAAGGUAAUCCACAUGUCACUGUUGCUUCAAUCCAGAGCCUGAUUGAAUUGAUUAUGACCGAGAUGCAGAGUGAUUCUAGCACAUCCGAUUCAGCUGCAGAUUCAUUCUUGGCUUGCACACUGCGUUACAUACAAUCCCAGAAAAAGAAGGGAGGUGCAAUAGGUGAAAAGUACGAACCUAUCAAGGCAUGAAACUGAUAGAUGAGGUUGAUGUCAUUGAACCUAAGAUAUGCCCACGAAAUUUUCUUAGCGGAUUUUUUAGUUUCUCGUAAUAUUGUUUCAAAUCUGUUUUUUUUUUUCUUUUGCUGGGAAAUUUGAUUUAGUUUGAUAUGUUAGCGGUGGGUGCUGGUGAUGUUGGCUUCGCGGAUGCCUAGCACGAAUUUUUGCAAAAUCUGUUUUACUGUAUGUAUGCUUAUUGUACCUAUUGCUUAUGGCCGCUAUGAUGUUUUAGUA
Carica papaya (papaya) is the source of this 2682-nucleotide messenger RNA. Its product is annotated as vacuolar protein sorting-associated protein 35A-like. Gene Ontology annotation, biological process: intracellular protein transport; retrograde transport, endosome to Golgi. NCBI's taxonomy places the organism in Eukaryota, Viridiplantae, Streptophyta, Magnoliopsida, Brassicales, Caricaceae. The record is from RefSeq and is a predicted model, not a curated record. Gene Ontology annotation, cellular component: retromer, cargo-selective complex; late endosome; retromer complex.